This is a messenger RNA of Chironomus riparius, 1383 nucleotides long. The record is from the annotation of a GenBank genome assembly. NCBI's taxonomy places the organism in Eukaryota, Metazoa, Arthropoda, Insecta, Diptera, Chironomidae.
UAAUAAUAACAUUAAGUUUAAUAUUUAUUAAACAGGAUAUUAAGGAAGUAAAAAGGUGAAUAAGUGAAAAAGAGACAAAAUGGAACAAAGAGUUGUUGAAGAACAGGUUGAUAAACUUAAAUUAGUGGAGAAUAUUGCAGAAAAGCUACCACCAAGUCUGUUGAUAUGUCCAUUCUGCGCUGAAGAGUAUUUAUUUGAUUUUACGAUUAAAACACAUUUAAUAAAAGAGCAUAUUGAGGAAAUUAUGGAGCUUGAUAAAUGGCCUGUUCAGCAUUAUUUUUGUCCUUUCUGUGAUGCUAUGGUUUAUUAUAAGUCAAUUCUUCCUAAGCACAUUGCAUUUAGUCAUUCAAAAAAGGCACUGGAUGAAUGGUUCUCAAUUAAUGACAACUUACAGAAAUUUCAAAUUGACAAGGAAAAUCAACUGGAACCAAGUAUUAAGUUUGCAGACUGUUCACCUGGAUUAUCAACAUUCUUUAAUGAAUUAGACACUUGCGAGAGUAUUAAGAAGUUUAAGAGAAAUGACAAUAGUGUUGUUAACACACCAAAAUCGAUACUUAAGAAGACACCACAUUCUGGUAAAAUAGUAAUUUUAUCGCCCGAAUCUGUAGCUUUAAGACGUACUAUUAAUAACUUAAAAAGAACGGCAAGUGCUCGAAGAGAACUUCGAUUCGAUUUACCACCAAUUUCGCCUGAAUUUAAGCCACAAGAGACGCUUCCAAUGCUUGACAUUAAUUCUACACCGACGAAAAAGAAUUCUGGAUUCUGGAGCUUCCUUAAAAAUAGAUCUAAAAGUCCUCCACCGAUUAAUGGAAAAAUUAAGAAGAAAAUCCGAAAAAAGUCUUGCAAAUUAUCAAAUCGUUCAGCAAAUUCCAUAAUAACCAGUACACCAAUGUCUCUAGACUUUGAUGGAUAUGAAUCUGACGGAUGUGAUGAGCUAGAAAACUCAAUUGGAGGAAACUGGAAGUCAGCAAUGAAGACGAGUGAUUUUAAACCACUAUUCCUAUCUGCUGAACGUUAUCAAUGCAAUUUAUGUAAAAACAAGUUUGAUUCCAAUUGCGAGCUACUUACUCAUCAAAAAGAGAAGCACAAAUGGAUAAAUCUCAAGCCUAAUUUUCGUUGUGGAUCUUGCGGAGCGAAAUUCUUUCGGAACAGUCUACUUGUUAAGCAUUGUCAUCAUCACCAACAAAACACACCCAUUAAGCAUUAAUUUUUUCAUAUACUAUAUAUCAGGCUAUUAAAGACAUUCAUUUUGGAAAUGAAAACACUCUGACAACAGUCGAUUAAAGGUCUUGAUCGAUCAAGCUUUGAACUACAGAAGAUGCACAAAAUUUUAUUCUUUUCAUCAUCCUUAUUUAAAUUCAUUUAAUUUAUACACACACUCAU